AUGGACCGGCUUCAUGAAUUGGCUGAAGGCUUCAGAAGAUCUCUAAAACCCCACCAUGAAGAAGAGUUUGGAAACACGACUAUGGAGGACAUGCUAAAGGAGAUCAAUGAUAUUCAAUUGUUAAGAGACCGAACCAACAGCAUGAUGGAUAUGAAUCGACUGCGAAUGUUCCUUGACGGUCUGAAAGAACUCGAGAAAAUACUUUUACAACUCGAGUUCCCUGGCACGAAAGGCGUAAUGUCAAUCGUCUGGGGCUCGGUGAGGUUUUUCCUCAGGAGUACCAACACUACCGAUAGGGCAUUUGACGGACUACUCAAUGUUUAUGGACUCCUCGGAGCCCAACUCUUACCCUUGACCAAGUUCGAGGAAUUCUUCCGAAGAUUUCCGUUGGCCAUAGAGUGUAUCGCCAAUAUCUAUCAGGAUAUCCAGCGAUUCCAUUCUGCAGCAUACAGGCUUUUCUCACUUACAGCGACGCUAUGGCAGCGUCUCCAGAAGUCUGUGUGGGAUGACGCAAGUGACUUCUUUUCAAGUCUAUCCGAUUCUCUAGGUUCACACGCCAAGUUUAUCAAAGAACGCAGUUUUUCUACAGAAGACUAUCGCGCCCUUCAUGCGGCCUUCCAGCAGUAUUCGUAUGGCCUUCAGUCAGAUUGGAAGAAGUUCGAGGCCGAUGAGAAGGCCAGACGUCGUGGAAGGAAAAUCGAAGUCACUGAGUGGAUUGCUUCUUCCGUGAAGAUGCCACGGUUACAAGAGGAGUUUCGUGAUAUGGCGAUCUGCCCUAGGAGUGGUCGCUGGCUUUUCCGAAACUACAGCGAGAUCUCGGAGUGGAUGGGCGAGGACGACCCUCCUCACUCAGCCAUAUGGCUACACGGGAACGUGGGAUAUGGUAAAACGGUACUUGCAUCGCUGAUAGUCGACGAACUGAAAUCGUCUAAACUUCAGAGUACGAUGCCAUCUUUUCCAGAGGACAGUAAAACAUGUUACUUUUACUGCCAAGAAGACGACAUUGAACACAGGAACCAUCUUGAUAUCUUAAAGGGUAUACUCCUGCAGAUGGUAGAGGCCGAGGAUUAUAUAGUCCCAUAUUGCUACCAGGAAAAGGCCACAAGUGGAGGUCCUAUCCUGAUAGAUGCGAAGCUGGCUCAAAAGCUCAUCAAGACGUUUAUCGAGUUCUCUGCAAGACACUACAUUGUGAUAGAUGGGGUGGAUGAAUGUCACGGAGCCGAAAUUCAACAAACUGCCAAGUUCUUCAAGGAUCUAGUGUCGGUAUAUGACACGCAAAUCAGAUUGGGGCACCUGAGGGUUCUUUUCAUCGGCCGAGAAACAACAGAUACCAAGAAACACAUAUCCGGAGAUGAUUGCUUCGGCAUAUUGCUUAGGCCCGAGGACAACCACGAUGAUAUUAGAGCUUUUGUACAGGAGAAACUUCCAGAGUUCUCAAAGUCAAGUCGCGGUAUUGGUUUCAGUCUUUCUGAAGCUGAUAAAUCAGAUGUUGAGCGGAUAAUAUGCCGACAAAGUCAAGACUCCUUUCUCUACGCACAUCUGGCUAUAGAAUUCCUUUUAAAGCAAGAUACCAAAGGUGACUUGAUAACCUUGCUGAGACAUGGAAUGCUACCAACAAAGCUUAGAGACAUGUACGAAAGAUUGCUCGACUCGGUUAAGAAUAGUCUCAUGGCACAAGCAGGAGGUCCCGCAAGGUGGAAGAGAUCAAAGCUACUAUUUGGAUGGCUCAUCUGUGCCAAAAGACCACUUAGAUGGCACGAGAUGCAGGCAAUCUUAUGCUUUGAUCCCGAAAAGCUUCAGAUCGACUUCGAGAACAACAUGCUACGACAGGAUAUGGAGAAAUACUUGACCCUCCCAUGCUUCAUCCAUAACACCAACUACCCGGCACACCAAAGAAGCGAACAUGCCAAAUUGGGUUGGUUCUCUUUCCAGGAUUACGCGUGUGCUCAUUGGCUAUAUCAUACCGACACUUUGAUCAGAGAGUGUAGUGAAGUCUUCACAACCGAGACUUUUCAAAGCGUCGCCGAAGACUUCGCAUCUGCGUUGAAGCAAUUUGUCAAUAUUCAUCGCGCGGACUUGAGUACCACCAAACACGCUGAAUUGGUUGAAGAGCAUAUAGAGAAAUUCGUGAACUUGGAACUCUACGAAGACCUUUACUUGCUGUGGAACCACAUAUACACUCACCAGCGAGGUGAUUAUGCAACACGAAACACUGUUGGCGUUAAACAGAUUGAAAAUGGACUUAAAGAUAAUAGAAAGAAGCUGGAGAUUUUCAGACCCGACGAAAAGGCUGGUGAUGAGGAUACCAUCGGGGACUAUUAUGGCUUGAACCUCUACAAGUGUCAUCGCACAUUGUGUCGCUUCUUCUAUGUCGGCUAUAACAACAAACGCGACCGACAUGACCACGGAAGGCGACACGAGAGGCCUUUUCAAUGCCCCGUCUCCUGCAAUGCUGCCCCUCUUGGUUUUGCAAGCAACAAGGAUAGGGACCGACACGUCAACAUCUACCAUCCGGAACUCAGCGAAGGACCCGCCAUCUUUGAGGUUUUGAGCCGCCGACAGAUCCCAGAUCUCGACUGA
Molecule: messenger RNA, 2580 nt
Organism: Fusarium tjaetaba
Lineage: Eukaryota; Fungi; Ascomycota; Sordariomycetes; Hypocreales; Nectriaceae
Product: early growth response 1-B
Exons: 9
Coding region: 1-2580 (859 amino acids)
Source: RefSeq, a predicted model, not a curated record